GUACGGCGGUCAUGAAUAUUUUACGAUUUUUCCGGCUUUGGCGAUAUACACAACAUAUAGUGGUCUGUCAAUUGAAGUAGAGCUAGCGCUUUUAAACUUCACUACUGACACUAUGGCUCACACCAAACGUAUAUUGGUACCAAUUGACGACAAGGAACAUUGUAUGAGAGCUUUUGACUGGUACCUUGAAAACUAUGGGCAAGACAAGCAGGAGAUUAUCCUACUGCAUGUGUACAACACGAUUGAUCAUGUCACCCAGUACUCAGACGAUGAUUCAGAAGAUACGUCUGAAAUGCGUGUGGAUGAAAUGAGGAACAUCAUGAAAGCAGCCAAUAAACAAGCUAAAGGCAUGCUUCAGAAAUUCGUGGACAAAUGCAAGAAAGUUGAGGUGCCUUACAAAACUAGAAUUGAGCUAGGUACACCAGGAGACGCCAUUUGCAAAGUUGCAAAAGACGAAAACGUCACGUGCAUAGUAUUAGGAAAUCGCGGACUUGGGGCUUUCCGAAGAACCAUAUUAGGCAGUGUCAGUGAUCACGUGGUUCAUCAUUCGAGAGUUCCGGUUCUGCUUGUACCACCAAAGUAACAUUUCUCGGGAUAAAACGAAAAUGCUGUCGUUCGGUUCGUUAAUUGGCCGGUCGCUCGGCCUUUUUGUUGCACUUGGAACAUUUUGGUAUCUUAUGUAUUGUACAUUGGUACAUUAUGUAUUAAGCUAGCAAUAUCGCUGGAGGUUAAUUUGCUGUUAUUACUAGAACAAAUUAUGUAUUAUUAUUAACAAUGGUUUAAUAAUAAUUAAUAAUAAUAAUAAUAAUAACAAUUGUGAUAAUGUAUUAUUACUUGAAGGUGUAUUCUUUCGCGUAGUUUCGUAAAUAUGUGUACUCCGAAAUUGUACAGAUGAUCGGUUAUUUAUUCUUCGUUUCGCCUUGCCUUAGAUAAGUAUUUUUUUGCUAUUUGCGGCUGAAGAAGAUAUUAGUCUUGUAAUCUAUCUAAAUAUUAUUUACCAAACUCGUAAACUUGUAAUCUUAUUUACAAUGGUAUUGUGAUCAAAUUAGUGCACAAAGAUUAUUAAACAAACACCUCAUUGUAAUUUCGCUUUAUAAACCCUAUUUAGAACGGGGACGGAGUUUAAACGUAAGCACAUACCAAACUUUGCACUGUACUGGAAAAUUCAUUUGGGAGCAAUUUGGUAUCGCAUGUCAUUACGCACGGACACUUUGAUAAACAUAGUAUUUAAUUUUAAGCAUCCUGAUAUGUAACAAAACUGUCUUUAGUGACAAUUCCAUUCUUGGGUCAUUUUAUUGUCUCUUGCUUUAAUCUUAGUUUCUUUUAGGUCCGUCUUGAUGGUAGUAUGACGUCAUGGAAACAUCAAAAAAUCGAAGACGUGGUUUAAUUUGUUCAAAAAAGUCAUGACGUCGCAUGACGCAAUCGUUUCACGUUACCGCAAAAGUUUUUGAGCGUACCAUACAUCCCUCGUUUGUAAUUUUAGUUCUAGAGUUAUAGUUAUAGAAAAGAGAGAAACUGUCUACAUCGUUGAUGGCCUGUUAUAAGCAUUCGAAUGGUUGGGAACAUUACGAGAAACGAGAUUUCUAAAUAUUAUUUAACAAACUCGUAAACUUGUAAUCUUAUUUACUUGUAGAAAAAGUAGAGUUGUUGAGCUUGUAGAAAAAGGGCCGGGAGUUUGUUAUUUUGUUGUUGUUGUUGUUGUUAUUGUUGCUUUUUUUUUAACUCACUGCCUUUCUCGCUGCUCCCUGUCUAACUUACUCUUGAAAUAGGCGGUAUUUGUCUGGAUUCUAUAGAAUAUUUGACUCCUCAAUGUAGAAUUUGACCAUGAGAGUUUUUUAUCUUAGUUGAUUGUAAGUUUCAGAGGGUGUCAAUGACAACGACAUUCAGUAACAUUCUCUUAUAACAUAGCCUUAGCAAAGCGUGUUCUCUGAUUGCUAAUACGCGCGAUCCAUUUGCGCGUGGGUUGCACGCUGACGUCAGUUUGUUUGUUUGCACUUAUCUCGGCAGUUUUUCUCAUCGAAUUUAUCCCCGUUUAAAACGUAAUUUUUAUUUUUUCCUCCUAAAAUAUGAUAAAAUCUAAUUAUUCUUCCGGAAAUGAGGAGGAUAAUUUCUGUGAGCUACCAAACCUCGAGCUCAAGUUUUUUUUGCCGGGCCUCCACGCAAGAGAUUUGCUAAAUUAAGCUAGCAGGAGUUGAAUCAGCUGGUUGAACAAAUACUCGGAGAAGACCAAGAAAACAACAAACUGGUCUGUAUCAACCCUUCGAGGUUUGUUAUGGAUAGCGGUAAUUUUUAGGCAGAAUUUUUCAGCGAUUUGACGACAAUAAAAUUCAGCACAAGCUAUCGUUGUAAAACUUUUCUGGCGUCGAAAGCCAUUUAAAUACUUUCGGCGAGCAAAACUUGUACAUGACAGUUUUAGUAAAUUUCUGUUUUAAGUGAAGUCUUACAUACGUUAUAAUAUAAGCCGAGAAAUUUCGGAGUUUUGAUUGGUUGAUAGUAUCACUAUUUCCGAGUCAUAGUGGUAUAACAGCAAAAAUGGAUGGUAUAACAAGGUUACCAUGACAACACUGAACACAAUUACGUUUUUGCUUUUGUUUUCAAAUUUUAAAAAAUGGCGGCAAGGUUUCCGGAAGUUUCCUGUGAGGAAAUAGAAAAGCUCGCCGAAAAAGCAGUAAACAAAAAUACAGUCAAAACUACUAAGACGUGGAUGAAUAUUUGGAAGUCAUGGGAAGAAAGCAAGGGUCUUAAUGAUGACAUUGUCAAAUACGAAGCUAAAGAACUGGAUGAAUGUCUCUCGCGAUUCUUUGCCGAAAUUCACAAAAGCGAUGGCUCCGACUAGGAGCCGGACAGCCUAAGGGUUAUGUUAGCUGCCCUCUACAGACACCUCAAACAAAAUGACAGCAAAAUAUCCAUAGCAAACGACCGAUAAUUCGUCAAGUGCAGACAGUUCCUGGAGGGAAAAGCAAGAGUUCUUCGCGAAAAAGGCCACGGAAAACGACCAAAUGCAACUAAAGCACUUACCGUCCAAGACGAAGAGCAGCUAUGGAAAAGUCGUGUGCUUGGCAAACAAAAUCCAAAGUCAUUCCUUUAUACUCUGUGGUAUCUGCUCACCCUUCAUUUUGGUCUUCGAGGUUGCCAAGAGCACCAUGAAAUGUUUGUCGAAGAUUUCAGCUUGAACAAGGACAACCAAGGCACAGAGUACGUAACAUUCGAAGAAAACCCAACAAAGACCC
Messenger RNA from Orbicella faveolata, 3230 nucleotides. RefSeq lists its product as uncharacterized. The record is from RefSeq and is a predicted model, not a curated record. Lineage: Eukaryota; Metazoa; Cnidaria; Anthozoa; Scleractinia; Merulinidae.